This is a messenger RNA of Lactuca virosa, 3546 nucleotides long. NCBI's taxonomy places the organism in Eukaryota, Viridiplantae, Streptophyta, Magnoliopsida, Asterales, Asteraceae. The record is from the annotation of a GenBank genome assembly.
AUGGGCUGCUUUGCAGUGAAUGCCAAGGAACACACAACCCACAAGGAAGCCAAAAUGGUAGUAAUUUAUUUUGUAGACAAAAAGCUUCUCUCUCCCCACCCCCACCCCCACCCUUUUGCUGCACUCCACAUUACCACCACUCAUCUCUCUCUCUCUCUCUCUCUCAUCGCAUCUCAUCUCAUAUUUCUGUUUGCAGAAAUCUACUUCCACUGUUGCCUUAAUGUGAUGGAAACAGCGGCUUCCGCCACGACUAUGGAGGAUUGUUGUGUCAAAGUAGCAGUACACAUAAGGCCUCUAAUCGGAGAUGAAAAGCUUCAAGCGUGUAAGGAUUGUGUCGCUGUCGUCCCUGGGAAACCUCAGGUGCAACUUGGUACACAUUCUUUUACUUUUGAUCAUGUGUAUGGAAGCACUGGAACCCCAUCAUCUGCCAUGUUUGAAGAGUGUGUUUCUCCUCUUGUUGAUGGUUUAUUUCAAGGAUAUAAUGCUACUGUUUUAGCUUAUGGCCAGACUGGUUCAGGAAAGACAUACACCAUGGGUUCUGGAUGCAAAGAUGGUGCCCAAACAGGGCUUAUUCCUCAAGCUAUGAGUGCUUUAUUCAACAAGAUUGAAAGUUUAAAGCAUCAAAUAGAAUUCCAGUUGCAUGUCUCUUUCAUUGAGAUUCUAAAAGAAGAAGUAAGGGACUUGCUGGAUCCCAAUUCCAGUAAUAAAUCAGAGUCACCAAAUGGGCAAAAUGGGAAAGUAAAUAUUCCAGGGAAGCCACCAAUACAAAUUCGUGAAACUUCAAAUGGUGUCAUAACACUUGCAGGGUCAACUGAAUGUGGUGUUCAAACCCUAAAAGAAAUGGCUGAUUGUCUGGAACAUGGAUCUUUAAGCAGGGCAACAGGGAGUACAAACAUGAAUAACCAAUCAAGUCGUUCACAUGCCAUUUUCACAAUAACGGUUGAACAAAUACGAAAAGCCGAUUCAAAUUCAAAUGACUCCAUGGGUGAUGAAUAUUUAUGUGCAAAGUUGCAUUUAGUUGAUCUUGCUGGAUCAGAAAGAGCUAAAAGAACAGGUUCAGAUGGAAUGAGGUUCAAAGAAGGAGUUCAUAUCAACAAAGGUCUUCUUGCACUUGGAAAUGUCAUAAGUGCCCUUGGUGAUGAGAAGAAACGAAAAGAAGGUGCUCAUGUUCCCUACAGAGAUAGUAAACUCACUCGUCUCUUACAAGAUUCACUUGGUGGAAACAGUAGAACCGUUAUGAUUGCAUGUGUUAGUCCUGCUGAUAUAAAUGCUGAGGAAACUCUCAACACAUUGAAGUAUGCUAAUCGCGCUCGAAAUAUCCAGAAUAAGCCUGUGGUCAAUAGGGAUCCAAUGUCCAGUGAAAUGUUGAAGAUGCGCCAACAAUUAGAGUGUUUGCAGGCUGAACUUUGUGCUCGUGGUGGAGGUUCUUCGGUUGAAUUACAAGUACUAAGGGAAAGGAUUGCUUGGCUUGAAGCUACUAAUCAGGAUCUUUGUAGGGAGCUUCAUGUUUACAGAAGCCGAGGCAUUGCCAUUGAUCACUCUGAAAUGGAUACUAAAGGUGAUGAUUCCUUUUGUUUGGAAAAUGAAGGAAUUAAACGAAGCUUACAAAGUAGUGUCGAUUCAUCUGAUUAUCAGAUGAGUGAAAGUGGUGAUUCUACUGGUAUAGAUGAAGAAGCAGCAAAAGAAUGGGAGCACACUCUUCUACAAGACUCCAUGGACAAAGAACUACAUGAAUUGAAUAAACGCUUAGAACAAAAGGAGUCGGAGAUGAAACUUUUUGGUGGAUUUGAUACAAUGACCCUUAAGCAACAUUUUGGAAAAAAAAUAAUGGAACUCGAGGAUGAAAAAAGAGCAGUACAGAAAGAGAGAGACAGGUUGCAGACUGAAAUUGAAAAUCUUUCAGCUACUUCAGAUGGCCAAACACAAAAAUUGCAAGAUUUACAUUCCCACAAGUUAAAAUCACUCGAAUCACAGAUUCUGGAUCUGAAGAAGAAAAAAGAUAGUCAAGUUCAAAUCAUGAAGCAAAAACAAAAGAGUGAUGAGGCAGCAAAAAAGUUACAAGAUGAGAUACAAUUCAUCAAGGCACAAAAGGUUCAACUGCAACACAGAAUAAAGCAAGAAGCUGAGCAAUUCAGGCAGUGGAAAGCAUCUCGUGAAAAAGAAUUAUUGCAGCUUAAAAAAGAAGGGAGGAGGAAUGAAUAUGAAAGGCACAAACUGCAAGCUCUAAAUCAACGCCAGAAAAUGGUUCUACAAAGAAAGACAGAAGAGGCUGCAAUGGCGACCAAGAGGCUCAAAGAAUUGCUAGAGGCCCGCAAGUCAACACGUGACAACUCAGUGACUAGCAAUGGAAAUGGAACAAAUGUACAGAACAAUGAGAAGUCAUUGCAGCGGUGGCUUGAUCAUGAGUUGGAGGUGAUGGUGAAUGUUCAUGAAGUUCGACAUGAAUAUGAGAAACAAAGCCAAGUGCGUGCUGCACUUGCGGAAGAGCUUGCUGUUCUUAGACAAGUUGAAGAAUUUGCUGCAAAAGGAGUUAGUCCUCCAAAAGGAAAGAAUGCUUUCUCUAGGGCGUCAUCUUUAUCACCUGAAGCUAGAAUGUCAAGAAUAUCUUCACUAGAGAGCAUGUUAAGCAUUUCAUCAAAUUCACUUGUGUUCAUGGCUUCACAACUCUCUGAGGCAGAAGAAAGGGAACGUGCCUUUGCUAGCCGUGGACGUUGGAAUCAGCUGCGAUCAAUGGCCGAUGCUAAAAAUCUGCUUCAGUAUAUGUUCAAUUCUCUUGCAGAUGCUAGGUGCCAAUCAUGGGAAAAGGAUAUUGACAUGAAGGAAAUGGAAGAACAGUUGCAAGAGCUUGUGGGUCUUCUUAGACAAAGUGAAUUAAGAAGAAAAGAAGCCGAGAAGGAGCUAAAACUUAGGGAGCAGCAAACUGUCGCAACCGCAUUGCCUUCAUCUGCUUCUGGAAACGCCCACAAUUCUCUAAAACACUUGGCUGAUGACAUGAGCGGACCAUUAUCUCCAAACUCUGUACCCGUACCAAAACAGCUGAAAUACACAGCAGGCAUAGCUAAUGGUUCGGUCAGGGAGUCGGCCGCCUUCAUAGACCAGAAACGAAAGAUGGUGCCCAUUGGUCAGUUGUCUCUGAAGAAGCUGGCUCUGGUGGGCCACUCCUCCGGGAAACUAUGGAGGUGGAAGAGGAGCCACCAUCAAUGGCUACUCCAAUUCAAAUGGAAAUGGCAAAAACCAUGGAGACUAUCCGAGCUUAUAAAACACAGCGAUGAAACAAUCAUGAGAACAAAAUCUCGCUCACAUGCAAUAUCAGACGUCAUUUAUCAUCAUAGACAUUAACAAAUUUAUAUUAUAUUAUAUUGGUAUUGUAUAUUCAUUCAUCUCCAAUAACAUGGAAAUAAGUGGAGGGAAACGAACAAGGCUGGUGGGUGUUGUGUUGGAGAUCGGUGGUUGUAGAUGAUGGAUAGGUAAAGUUUACAUAAAGUUGGGAUGUGUGUGUUAGGAUAUGAUGAAGAUGAAAUUAGUGUGUGGAUGGAUGGGUUUUUU